UCAGCUGACAGCUCCGGGUCGCUUCUGAUGUUUACUUUCACUGUUUAGUGCGUUAAACCCGUUUUUUGUUAAUGAAUGCAGCGGUAUGCUUCGCCGAGGAGAACCAUGGUAGUCGUGAACUCGGUGCUGAAGCUGUUACAGCGGCAGACGUACACCUGUCUGUCCCACCGGUACGGGCUCUACCUCUGCUUCGGGGGGCUCGUCCUCAUGAUAGUUUCCGCCUUUCAGUUUGGAGAGGUGGUGGUGGAGUGGAGUCGGGACCAGUAUCAUGUGCUGUUUGACUCCUACAGAGACAACGUGGGUGGCAAAUCAUUCCAGAGCAGGCUCUGUCUGCCCAUGCCUAUUGAUGUUGUCUACACAUGGGUGAACGGCACAGACACAGCUCUGCUGAAGGAACUGAAGACGGUCAAAGAGCAACUGGAGGAGGAACAAAAAGCUCUGAGAGAACGCCUGGGGAAAAAUGCAAGUGAGACAACUGAAGUGCCAAAAGAGAGUGUAAAGCCAGAAUGCCUGCUGUCCCGCUGCAUCAUCGCGCCCAUGCUGGCUCUGGACCCCGCUCUGCCGGCCAACAUCACGCUCAAAGAGCUGCCGACGCUCUCGCCCUCCUUCUCUGCUGCCAAAGAGCUGCUGCUGAUGAACAAACCCUUCCACCCGUCCACCACCGUCUCUGUCGCCGUCUUCCAUUCGCAGGCUGAUGCGGAUAAAGCCUAUACAGAUGUGUCUAAAGAGGACCAGAAGUUCUCUGUGUCCAGAUGUUACCUGACGACAGAUAAAGAGGCUCCGGGUCUGAUCCGCAUGCAGUCUCUGGCCUACCUGAGCGGCUUCCCUGCAUCCUAUAAGGAAACGGAGACGCUAAGAGCCAAACUGCCCUCUGCCAUAACUAAGAAAAUCAAACAGUUUGAGCUGUACUCUGAAGCCAGCAUCGCCCUCCUCCACCUGAAGACUCCGCAGGCUUUCACUGAUCUCAGCCAGCAGGCUAAAAAGAACCUGACGCUUGAUGGUAAAGAGUUAACCAUCAGCCCUGGCUACUUGUUCUGGGACCUCACCGCCAUCUCACAGUCCAAACAGGAUGAAGACGUUUCAGCCAGCAGAUUUGAGGAUAACGAGGAGCUCCGCUAUUCGCUGCGCUCCGUGGAGAGACACGCCCCCUGGGUGCGACACAUCUUCAUCGUCACUAACGGGCAGAUUCCCUCCUGGCUCAACCUGGAUAACCCCAGAGUUACAGUUGUCACACAUCAGGAUAUCUUCUUGAACAGCAGCCACCUUCCCACUUUCAGCUCUCCUGCCAUAGAGACCCACAUUCAUCGCAUCCCAGGGCUCUCCCAAAAGUUCAUUUACCUCAACGAUGAUGUGAUGUUUGGCAAAGACGUCUGGCCAGACGACUUCUACAGUCACUCCAAAGGACAGAAGGUGUAUCUCACCUGGCCCGUCCCCAACUGUGCUGAGGGCUGCCCAGGAUCCUGGAUCAAAGAUGGCUACUGUGACAAAGCCUGCAACAACUCUGCGUGUGACUGGGACGGAGGAGACUGCCUCGGUGCGGCGGGGAACAGUCGGUUUGCAGGGGGUGUUGGCGGUGGCGGGCCUGGUGGAGCUGGAGGACAGGUGUGGCAGUUUGCAGGCGGUCUCGGAGGUCUUGGGGGGACGUCGUACUGUAAUCAAGGCUGUGCCAACUCCUGGCUGGCGGACAAGUUCUGUGACCAGGCCUGCAAUGUCCUCUCCUGUGGAUUUGAUGUGGGAGACUGCGGCCAAGAGCACUUUGGCGAGCUGUAUCAUGUGACCCUGCGGAGGAAUCAGAGCCUGUACACCCUCCCAGUAGGCGAAACCAGACCAUAUUUCAGCUUUGACAGAAUCGCCCGCAGAGUCUCCGAGGCCCACGUUAGGGACAACGAAGCACUUCGUCACACCUCCGUCGCCAACAAGUGGAAGACCAUUCACCUGCUGCUCCUUCCGGGCCACAACGCCACACAGAUCCACUACAAUCUCACGUUCCAGAGACAAGACGACACAGAGUUCGCAAUGAGCUUCACUGUAGCUGUCGACACCAGAGAGAUGCCUCAGGUCAACGUGUCCCAGGCUGUGGGCAAAGACGGCGGCAAAGAGCCAAAGCCGACCCCGACGCCAGAGCCGCCGUUCCCCUUCUCAGACAUUCCAGAAGACAAACGGGGUCCUAAGAUCAAGAAGAAGCAGCCGGGUGAACCCGAGGUCGACAUCGAAGUUCCCUCGCUGAAUGUGUCACUUCUACCGGCCGCCGUGCAAAGUGAGCUGCAGAAGCUGGAGGAGAAGCUUCUGAUCGGUGACAUCACCAUGAAGGGUUAUAACCUCACGAAGGCUGAACUUCUUCAGCCUUACAAAACACUGGCUCAGAAACAACAGGACGCAGACUCACAUCCGGCUAACGAGGGUGCAGCCAAGGAAAAGCCAGAUAAAGACUUGGAUGGAGCGCACCUGGAGGGAAAACCAAAUAUCGUUCAGAAAAAUCAAAACUCAGCAAAAGAAACGUCCAGAAAAGAAGCAGCGGUGCAACAAAAACCCGUCCCUCCUUUUACCGCAGUGAAUAUUGACGAUGAGCACAAGAAGGGCUUUGAACCUCCCAAACAAUACAACCUGAAAGCUGCGAUCGAGAGGCCCAUGACUUCCAAACUGCUGAGCAGCCUCUCCAAAACAAAAAGCACAGAGAGUAAAGCAGAACCAGCCGACGCUGCAGGAGGAUCUCCAGUCGGGAGGAGACUCCAACACUUCAUCUCCUCUGACAGAGGCUUCCUGCCGUGGGAGAGGAAGAAAUACUUCCAGGAGCUGCUUGAGGAAGAGGAGCGUCUGCAGAGGGAGUUGUCAUACGAGGCAGACGGUGCCGCCACUGUUCGAAGGCUGCGAGACACUUUUGCAGACUCUUUGCGCUACGUCAACAAGCUGCUCAACGGCCAGUUUGGAUUCACGUCCCGAAAAGUGCCCGCACACAUGCCGCACAUGAUCGACCGUCUCAUCAUGCAGGAGCUGCACGACACUUUCCCAGAGGAGUUUGACAAAACAUCAGCCCAUCGUGUUCGUCACUCAGAGGACAUGCAGUUCGCCUUUUCAUAUUUCUAUUUCCUGAUGAGCGCGCAGCAGCAGCUCAACGUGUCCGAGGUGUUUGACGAGAUCGACACCGACCACUCGGGCGUCCUGUCCGACCGAGAGAUCCGAACUCUGGCCACAAGAAUCAACGACCUGCCCCUCAGCCUGCAGGACCUGACAGGCCUGGAGCAGAUGUUGAUAAACUGCUCAAAGACGCUCCCGACUAACCUGACGCUGCUCCACCUGGUGAACCCAACUCAGGAGGCCUACUAUGACCCUAGCAUGCCUCCCGUGACAAAAGGUCUCGUCCUCCACUGCAAGCCGAUCACAGAACGCAUCCAGAAAGCCUUCAGAGACCAGAAUAAAUACAAGUUUGAGAUCAUGGGGGAGGAGGAGAUCGCUUUCAAAAUGGUGCGGACAAAUGUGUCCCAUGUGGUCGGCCAAUUAGACGACAUUAGAAAGAAUCCCAGGAAGUUCAUCUGUUUGAAUGAUAACAUUGACCACAGCCACAAGGACGCCGCCACAGUGAAAGCUGUGCUGAGAGACUUCUACGAGUCCAUGUUCCCACUGCCGUCCCAGUUUGAGCUGCCCAGAGAGUAUCGCAACAGGUUCCUGCAUAUGGACGAGCUCCAGGAAUGGCGGGUGUAUCGGGACAAACUAAAGUUCUGGACGCACUGUGUCCUUGUGACACUGGUCAUCUUCACCAUCAUGUCCUUCUUUGCCGAACAGCUGAUUCUCCUGAAGCGAAAGCUGUUCCCCAGACGCAGAGUGAACAGAGACAGCAACCCUGAGCGGGUGUGAAAGAAAGGAAAACGUCCCUCUCUUCUCCUUUCUGCACUUCAACAACCCCCCACCCCUUUCUCUCCUGCUCAGUCGAGAGGAUUCAGGGCGGGGGAACUGGGUGGAAACAGGAAUCCGAAGUCCGCGGUGCUUGUGUUGCAUCAGCACAGACGGAAGAUAGAGACUCAAUGUGAGAUGGUGAUGAAACAUUUUCUGGAGGAUGAUGGAUGGGGCUGGCCAGAAAGGAACGGCAGCCAGAAAGAAGAAGCCUGUAAUUCUUCUUUUCCUCCACUGGGGGCGUCUGAGACGUUUGUACCACACACACACACACACACACACACUGACAGAAACGCAAACAAACACUCCCUCCACACUGCACCGCCCUCCUCAUGUCCUGCCCUCACUGUGUCACUGAUGGAUGUGCUGUUAAUGUGUGAAACAUUUGACAACAGCAGGUCGGGACUUGUGUGCAUGUGUGUGCAGCAAGUUUACCAUAAAAUCCACAAACUGUUGUGUUUUAAGCUCAAAUGAUUAGCAGAUUGAUCAAUAAGUAACUAUAUUGAUAAUCGGUUAAUCGUUUGAGUCAUUUUUGAAGGAAAAAUGUGAGUAUGUUCUUUAUUUUAUAUCAUUGUGAGUUGUUUAUCUUUGGGUUUUGGACUGUUUGUCAAACUAAAAAAAAAAAAAAACAUUUUAAGAUGUCUCCAGGGAUGCUGGGAAACUGUGAUAGGCAUUUGUUGUAAUUUUAUUGAAACAUCAGUCAGAAGUUGAAAAGCAUAGGUACUUGCAGCCCUGUUUGUGUGGCUUUUACUGCUAUGGCUUCAUUUUAAGGAAAUGAAGGAAAAACUACAUAUAGGAAGAAUAAAAUAAUUAAUUUGACCCAGUUUCAAAGGCUUAAAGCU
Molecule: messenger RNA, 4730 nt
Organism: Plectropomus leopardus (leopard coralgrouper)
Lineage: Eukaryota; Metazoa; Chordata; Actinopteri; Perciformes; Serranidae
Gene: gnptab
Product: N-acetylglucosamine-1-phosphate transferase subunits alpha and beta
Biological process (GO): carbohydrate phosphorylation; N-glycan processing to lysosome
Cellular component (GO): Golgi apparatus
Molecular function (GO): calcium ion binding; UDP-N-acetylglucosamine-lysosomal-enzyme N-acetylglucosaminephosphotransferase activity
Source: RefSeq, a predicted model, not a curated record